AUCGCCAAUUUGCGCUGAAACGGACUCGAAGCGAAAGGCGGCACGAGCAAGACGCCAAGACUCGCCGGAGCUUGCGGAGAUGGAGGCGUCGCGCUCGCCGGCCGACAGCCCCAGCCCCGAUCGCGACCCGAACCCGAACCCGAACCCGAAUUCCAACUCCAUCGCGUCGUCGUCGCCCGUCUGGCCGACGAUCGACGGCCCGCUGGGCCUGUCGGAGGAGGAUUCCGUCGGCUACGCCCGCCGGUUCUACCGGUUCGGGUUCGCCCUCCUGCCGUGGCUCUGGGCCGUCAACUGCUUCUACUUCUGGCCCGUCCUCUCCCACAAGCGCUCCUUCCCUCAGAUUCGCCGGUAUGUUAUCAGAUCAGCCAUUGGGUUCUCGGUGUUUAGUGCAGUUCUGUGCGCAUGGGCUUUUACAUUCGCAAUCGGAGGAGAGGGUCUCUUCGGCUCUGUGUGGAACCAACUGGUGAUGUACAAUCUUGCAGAUAAAUGGGGUUUGACUGGUUGGGAUUAGUCACCACCUGAUAUGAUGUCCUUGUAGAAAUUUCAUGUGCUCAACCCGACUUUUGUGCUAAGUUCUCUCUGGGAACCAGACCAUUGCCCACUUUUUAGCAGUUUUUACACUGAUGCAGUUUGUAGAUAA
Syzygium oleosum is the source of this 640-nucleotide messenger RNA. RefSeq names its product probable gamma-secretase subunit PEN-2. The record is from RefSeq and is a predicted model, not a curated record. Lineage: Eukaryota; Viridiplantae; Streptophyta; Magnoliopsida; Myrtales; Myrtaceae. Gene Ontology annotation, cellular component: gamma-secretase complex. The transcript has 2 exons. The coding region runs from base 80 to 511 and encodes 143 amino acids.